Ahaetulla prasina is the source of this 1596-nucleotide messenger RNA. It is a transcript of the gene RCC1, whose product is annotated as regulator of chromosome condensation 1. The record is from RefSeq and is a predicted model, not a curated record. Gene Ontology annotation, molecular function: guanyl-nucleotide exchange factor activity. Bases 59 to 1333 code for a protein of 424 amino acids. The transcript is spliced from 9 exons. Gene Ontology annotation, cellular component: cytoplasm. NCBI's taxonomy places the organism in Eukaryota, Metazoa, Chordata, Lepidosauria, Squamata, Colubridae.
UGAGGAGAUAUGUUGUCCUUUUCUUUUCCUCUUUUCUGUCCUGCAGCUUUAAAGAAACAUGCCAAGAAAACGGGCAUUAGAAAAAGAUGACAUUUUAAAAGCGAAACGGAUAAAAGUUAGCCAUUCCUCACACCAAAGCGAGCCAGGAUUGGUGUUGACCCUGGGGCAAGGUGAUCUUGGACAGUUGGGCCUUGGACCAGAUGUGCUGGCACGGAAGAGGCCCGCCGUAGUGAAGCUCCCUGAGAAAAUUAUCCAAGCUGAGGCAGGAGGGGUUCAUACAGUGUGUCUGAGCGAAACAGGCAAGAUCUACACUUUUGGCUGCAAUGACGAGGGGGCCCUGGGGAGGGACACUUCAGAGGAAGGGUCUGACGCUGUGCCGGGCUUGGUGGAUCUGAAGGAGAAGGUGGUGCAGGUGUCAGCGGGGGACAGCCACACGGCAGCGUUGACAGAAGAUGGACAUGUCUUCAUUUGGGGUGCAUUCCGGGAUGAAAAUGGCGUCAUUGGUCUACUAGCCCCUCUGAAAGGUGAAGAGAAUUUGGAGUCUAUCAACGGCAGCUUAUUCCCAGUACAACUACAGUUGGAUGUCCCAGUUGUUAAAAUUGCCUCUGGGAGCCAUCACUUGGCUUUAGUGUCCAAUACGGGAAACCUUUACACCUGUGGAUGUGGAGACAAUGGUCAGCUGGGACGUGUGCCCCAAAUUUUUGUGGUCCGAGGAGGAAGACGGGGAUUGGAGCGGCUAUUGCUCCCCCAAGUGGUCACCAUAAAGCAGAGAGGCUGUAAGACCAAAGGCAACAUCAAAGAAGUCUUCUGUGGCUCGUACUCCACAAUUGCCAUCACGCAGGAGGGGCACGUGGUUGGGUUUGGCCUCUCCAAUUAUUACCAGUUGGGCUCCCAAGAAAUUACCACUUAUUAUUCUCCAAAGAUUCUGACGGCAUUUAAGAAUUCCACCCGAUCGUGGGUUGGAUUCUCUGGUGGGCAGCAUCACACGGUCUGUCUGGAUUCAGAAGGCACUGUGUAUAGUCUUGGGCGUGCAGAUUAUGGUAUGUUGGGCCUGGGAAAAGAAGUUGGCGAGAAGAACUCUCCCACGGCUGUCCCUGGUUUGCCCAAAUCAACUUCAGUGGCCUGCGGGGAACGAGUUGGCUUUGCCGUGACGGAAGAUGGUCACGCCUUUGCCUGGGGCAUGGGGUCAAACCUCCAGCUUGCUACAGGAGAUGAAGAGGACCUCUGGAGCCCUGUUCAGAUGUCCGGCCAGCAGCUGGAGAACCGCAGAGUUCUGUCUGUGACCGCUGGAGGGCAGCACACCGUCUUGCUUGUCAAGGAUCAACAGAGCUGACAAUUUGUUCCUGUGGUCCCACCAGGAUCCCUCCAGGGGGCGCUCGCUGUCUGAAGCUUUUGGGGCCAGGUUUUGAAGACUGCCCUUCUUGUGGGGAAAAGGGAAAAAAAACCCAACUUUCCAAAGUUUCUUUGGAAAAGAAAAUUAGCUGAGAUCGAGAUACUCUUCUGAAUGCUGGAAAUUUGUUGAAAUCCAAAGCGGAUUGUCUUGUAUCGAAUAGGGGAACCGAGACCAGCUUUCCCACCCUUAAAAAAAAGGAAAAA